CUUUGCUUUAUUAGUUGACCGAUAAAAACAGUGUUUGCAGGAUAAAAGAAGUUCUGUUUUUAUCAGAUAUCGCGUCAUAAUCUUUAUGACGUCAUGUGUAUUGACAACUCGGUGUAAGAAUGUUAAAUAUUUAGAUAUGGAUGAUGUAUGUGUGCAGAUGAUAAAGUGACAUUGGAAACUACACAGCGAAAGAGCAGUGGCACCCUCUAUCAAGAUGGCGGCAGCCCCUGUAACAGUGAAAACGAAACGCGAAAACAUAGACGAUACUAAAUUCCAACAAGGAGCUACCAUAUCAAGUGAGCAUUCAUACCUCAAGAAAUAUGUUGUUUGGAAUCCCUGGAGAGUUGCCAUUAAAGCAGUUCGACCCAAAAACAAGUCCAGAAAUUGGCGACACCGAAAAAAUGGCAUCGGGUACAUGAACAGAGGUCUUUACACACCUGUUAAAGACACGUGUUCAAUGUUCGAACUUGGAGUGAUGGUUCCAAAGAGCAACAAGAUAUACGCAGUGUAUUACAAAAUUACCCGCCGCGGCUUUAAGAACAGUAUCUAUUCUUUCAUGAUGAAGGACACAGAGGUGGCGAAGGAAGUGGAUCUGAUCGUGAAACGACGGGGCACCAUCUGGAUUAGGCGGGGAUUUUUAAACAUAUCCGGCAAACUGAUGUUCAAGAUCAUACGCGAGUACGUCCGAACGAAUUACAAUUAUGCAUGGCGAAGCCGAGAUCCCAAGACGGGCGUUCACAGAUUCGUGAAGAAAGGUAAAGGAUUUCUUAUCUCUGGCAACGUCUUUCUACGUACUAACAGCGUAACAGCGCCGAACGCUGAGCCUGUUACAGAAGAAGAUCAUGACCCAGCAGAGCCUCAGAAGGAGUCAUCGAGCGCAGACGAAAACUCGCGCCCCCCUAGCGAGAACGCAUUUGACGCAAACGAGAACGCACCCGCAGGCGUAGGGAAUGCGUCAUCGCUUCGUACGGCAAACGGAAAUGAAAUAAACGAGUACAUGACGUCAAGUUGUCCAGCAUGGAAAGACGACAGAAAUGUAGCUACGCUGUCGGGUUCGCACACAACGACGGAAAGCGACUACACUGCUGAUUCCAUAGCUAAUUCCAAGGAGGAGACAAUGUUCAUAAAGCCGACGUAUGAUGUCAACGCGAAUGCACCCUCAACGCUGAACGUGGACCCGCCGUCAGGUCGGGCGUCAGCAGUAGACACGUCGUCGAGAACAAUGGCAGAAAGCGACUACUCUCUGUAUUCGGCCAUCUCCACUGAAGAGUUUGCAGAGACGGUGAAAGACUUUGACAGGAACGACAAUGCGCCGUGCAAUUCUGGAUCAACAUCAUCUCGGAAGGACAGAAAAGUAAUGACAAAAAAAUUGUCCAAACCAGUUACAAAGUCGAUAUCGAAACCCGCGAGAAAAAUAGAAACAGCAGAACGGGAUUAUUCUUUCUGCUCGACCGAUUCUGAAGGAAGCGUCAUCUCGGAAAAUACCGCCAUUAAUAGAAACGAGAAUGCACCAAUUAGACCUGCGUCAGCGAAAAAUGAAGGAAAGGUAAUUAAAAAAACGAGAUUGAAAUACGCUAAGAAUUCAAAGUCCAAAUCGACUGACCAGUCCACGCCGCCAACGAGUAAAGACAAUGAAGCUUCGGUCAGCCCCAAGGAAAAAGUGACAUCGAUAAAGCAAACCAUUGGUAGAAAGAACAAUGAACAAUCCACAUCUGUAUCGCAGAAAAAGGAUGCAAAAGUGAUAAAAACAAUAACGACAAAAGCCGCUAAGAAAACAACAUUAAAAACCAUUACUGAAAAUGGAACGUUAAAAACUAAAGACUGUGAAUCUAAGGAGAAGACUUCAUGUAUAGAUGCACCAUCGAAGAAGGAUGAAAAAGUAAACAAGAAAGCAAAAUCAAAGUCAGCAACCAAAAAACCAAAAAAAUAUACUGACCAAAGAAAAACUGAAGAAAUAGUUUAGUGCUGUCUAAAAGGAAGAAGUCAUAAUUUGUAACUGCAUCAUCGAAGAAGGAUGAAAAAGUAAACAAGAAAGCAAGAUCAAAGUCAACAACCUCAAAAAACUAAGAAUACACAGACUAAAGAGAAACUGAAUAUUGAACUAGUUUAGUUCUGCGUUAAACUAUUUCUCUUGUGUUGUCUCACUAGUCGUAAAACUACAAAAGCAGUUUAUACUUUGCCGUCUUCAAAUUAUUUUUAUUUUAUUUUUUAUUUUAUUUUAUUUUAUUUACAAGUAGUUGUGUUUAGUAAAUUGCCAUUAAUAAAUAUAUAUAAACCAUC
Molecule: messenger RNA, 2280 nt
Organism: Gigantopelta aegis
Lineage: Eukaryota; Metazoa; Mollusca; Gastropoda; Neomphalida; Peltospiridae
Exons: 3
Coding region: 215-1963 (582 amino acids)
Source: RefSeq, a predicted model, not a curated record